Messenger RNA from Schistocerca cancellata (South American locust), 1794 nucleotides. RefSeq names its product transmembrane protein 184B (gene Tmep). Lineage: Eukaryota; Metazoa; Arthropoda; Insecta; Orthoptera; Acrididae. The coding region runs from base 146 to 1366 and encodes 406 amino acids. Gene Ontology annotation, molecular function: transporter activity. The record is from RefSeq and is a predicted model, not a curated record. The transcript is spliced from 10 exons. Gene Ontology annotation, biological process: transport.
CUUUGAUUUGACUCACAAUGUAUUACGCAGAAUGGAAGCAAGUGACAUUUGACAAGCUGUUAGUGGUGAAAGAUAAAUUUGAUGAAAUGUGUUCGUUACUGUGCGUUCUUCACACGAAGUCCUGAAAGCGAAGUUUCAUAAGAAGAUGGCUGUGUCCACGACAGACAACUCUGCAGUGACGGCAACAUUGCCAGUUACAGUACAGGGAGUCAUCAGUACAACAUUUGGACCAGGAAAUGGAACUUCAGGAGUUGCACAGCCAACUACAGCUUCAGUUUUGUCAGCUAUAACAGGAGCAGCAGUUAUGAGUGUCCAAAAUGAGGCUGCACCUAUCUUUCUGCAGACCAAAGCUGCAAAAGGAAUUGCUGGGGCUUUUGUUUGGGCUGCACUUAUCCUCACAUGCCAUCAGAUAUAUCAACACCUUCGGUGGUAUACCAAUCCUGCUGAACAGAGGUGGAUUGUAAGAAUCCUGUUCAUUGUUCCAAUAUAUGGUUUUUACUCAUGGGUCAGCCUUCUCUUUUUCAACAGUGACAGUUACUACAUAUAUUUCUUCACUGUUAGAGACUGUUACGAAGCAUUUGUAAUUUACAAUUUCUUGAGUCUCUGCUAUGAGUAUCUUGGAGGAGAAGGCAACAUCAUGAGUGAAAUAAGAGGAAAGCCAAUAAGAUCAAGCUGUUUGUAUGGGACAUGCUGUUUGGUGGGCAAGACAUAUACUAUUGGGUUUCUAAGGUUCUGUAAGCAAGCAACAUUACAGUUCUGUCUUGUCAAACCCCUUAUGGCUUUUGUUAUAAUUUUCCUACAGUCUUUUGGCCAUUACCAUGAUGGUGAUUGGAGUCCCGAUGGUGGUUACUUGUACAUCACGAUCAUUUACAAUUUCUCUGUCAGUCUGGCAUUGUAUGGGCUCUUCCUGUUCUAUUUUGCAACAAAAGAUCUGCUCACUCCCUUUGAACCUGUGCUGAAGUUCUGCACGGUGAAGUCUGUCAUCUUUCUGUCAUUUUGGCAAGGUGUCCUUUUGGCUGUUUUGGAGAAGGCAGAAGUUAUUGAUCCAAUUGUGAACACUAAUGGAUCACAAGCAAGUGCAGGCACGGUCUCUGCAGGAUAUCAAAACUUUCUCAUUUGUAUUGAAAUGUUCUUUGCUGCUGUUGCUCUGCGUUACGCAUUUCCGUACCAAGUAUAUGUACAGGGCUGCAUAACGGAUUCCAGGGGGCGCAGUGUCACUAUGCAGAGCAUCUCUAGCAGUCUCAAGGAAACAAUGAAUCCAAAGGACAUAAUGACAGAUGCAAUUCACAAUUUCCAUCCACAGUAUCAACAGUAUACCCAGUAUAGUUCAGAAGUUGUUUCAAGUCAGCCAUAUGAGAAACUUUGAGCCAGUUUUAUCUGAACUUCACUAAGCAUUCUUUGUGGUCUGCCAACGCCUGCUUCAUGAAGAUCUGCAUGUCACUGCUUGCAUGCAUUUUCUGGACUGUAAACAUAGCAUGGAAAGAAACCUACUUUGUACAAGGCUUUCUGAUUUAUUUUUACCCACUGUGAUUAAUUUCAUUGCUUGUUCUUAACCUUAUGCUAGUAAUAUAUGCUGCUUGUUUGUAAAAAUCUAUCUGCGCUGACCUGUACACAGCAACUCUAUUCAAAGUAUUAUUUUUAUACUCUCUGGGUAGUUUUAAUGUUGUUCUGCAUGUUGAAAGUGUUGUCCAUGGCAUAGUAUUAGUGACCAUAAUAUAGCUGAUUGUUGUUAAAAGAAAUAUAAAACAUUGUCCUUCCCAUAAUCGACAAAUUUAUUAUGCUAACACAAGGAAA